Suillus clintonianus is the source of this 810-nucleotide messenger RNA. RefSeq lists its product as uncharacterized. Bases 1 to 810 code for a protein of 269 amino acids. Lineage: Eukaryota; Fungi; Basidiomycota; Agaricomycetes; Boletales; Suillaceae. The record is from RefSeq and is a predicted model, not a curated record. The transcript has 2 exons.
AUGUCUACUCGACGUGUCACCCGUGCAAAAAAUGCAACUCAGCAUCCGGGUAUCCCAGACAUAACCCCGAAGAAGAAACGCCGUACUGCAGAAGAAGUAGCUGCUGAGCGUCAGUCUAAGUUAGAUGCUAAAGAAGAGAAAGAACGCACCAAGAGAGCUAGCAUCAAACGUGUUGCUAAAUAUGAGAAGAACCAGGCGGACCAGGAUGUGGUGACCGAUGCUACACCGCGGGCUGCGCUGCCCAAGCCAAAGCCAAUCCCAAGCAAGAGGAAGGCUGUUGUGGCGCCUCCUGCUACCAAGAAGAAGGUUACGCCUCCUUCAGAUGCCGAGAUGAGUGAUGCACGAGCUGCACCUUCGGUACCAAGGCCAAGGCCAAAGCCAAUUCCUCGCAAGCAGAAGGUAAUUGUACAGACUCCCGCUGCGGAGGACAACGGGUUUCUGUCGGAUGCUGAGAUGGAUGAUGCGGCUGCUGAUAGCAGCGCCUUCAACCCCGAUCCAACCCAACAUUCAGGCACGGUGACCUCGGACAUAGACGCAGAUGGGUCUGAUAAUGACCAUGAUGAUCCAAAGUCUCCGAACGACAACAACUUCAUGGUACUAGACAACAACAACAACAACAACAACAACAACAACAACGGCCGUUAUGGUCAUUCUGAGGAGCCCAAACUUGUACGGCGCGCAAAUGCUGGAAAAUUAAAGCUCAUGGACCAAGAUAGCAAGACCCAUCAUGUCAUUCAGCGAGCGAUACUGGAAGCGAAGGUUCAUAUGACCUUCGUCAAUGGCUAUCCAGACAUUACAAAGAAAAAUUGA